Molecule: messenger RNA, 1908 nt
Organism: Punica granatum (pomegranate)
Lineage: Eukaryota; Viridiplantae; Streptophyta; Magnoliopsida; Myrtales; Lythraceae
Source: RefSeq, a predicted model, not a curated record
CAUCACUGCUCCUCUGCUGCUGCGCUGGUCGCAGUUCAGUCAGAAGAACUCGAAGGAGGGAAAAAUCCCAAUUUGACAAAAACCCUAAAAAGGCUCUCUCUCUCUCUCUCUGGUUCUGACGUUUGAGCUUCUGUUCUCUCUGCGGCGAAGCCAUGGGUCUCUUCUAGCAGUUGCCCAUAGCGGGAGUUUCUGCCCUUUCCGCUCUCUCUUUGAUCACUUUCUUCGCCCAAGAGUGGAAGGCCGGAGGUUGUGCCUCUGAUGGCGAGUCUUGUCCGGGGCUGGUCUCGUCUCCUCAGAAGGUCUCUGUCGGAGGUUGAGGGUCACAGGAGAGGGGUGCUGGGGCCGGCUUCCCAGUUGUGCUACUUCUCUACCAAAGGCAGGAAGAAAUCCAAGUCUGAUGGAAGUGAUUCUUGUGAGGAAAAUAUGUCCAAAAAGGACGUCGCCUUGCAACAAGCGUUGGAUCAGAUCACUUCCUCCUUUGGGAAGGGGUCAAUAAUGUGGCUUGGCCGUUCUGUCUCUCCUAGAACUGUUCCUGUAAUCUCCACAGGCUCGUUUGCUUUAGACAUAGCUCUUGGAAUUGGUGGACUUCCCAAGGGCCGUGUUGCGGAAAUAUACGGUCCAGAGGCUUCUGGAAAGACAACUCUUGCACUACAUGUAAUUGCUGAAGCUCAAAAGCAAGGAGGAUACUGUGUUUUUGUUGAUGCUGAGCAUGCCCUUGACCCAGCAUUGGCUGAGGCUAUUGGAGUUAACACCGAAAAUUUGCUUCUCUCACAACCCGAUUGUGGUGAGCAAGCUUUGAGCCUCGUAGAUACACUUAUAAGGAGUGGUUCCGUGGAUGUUGUUGUUGUUGACAGUGUUGCUGCACUUGUGCCUAAAGGUGAACUUGAUGGUGAGAUGGGAGAUGCUCACAUGGCAAUGCAAGCUAGAUUGAUGAGCCAGGCACUUCGCAAAUUGAGUCACUCUUUAUCACUCUCCCAGACAAUUUUGAUCUUCUUAAAUCAGGUGAGGUCGAAGCUUUCUACUUUUGGUGGAUUUGGCGGGCCCACUGAAGUUACUUGUGGGGGAAAUGCCCUGAAGUUCUAUGCUUCGGUGCGCCUAAAUAUUCGAAAAACAGGGCUUAUUAAGAAGGGAGAAGAGACCGUAGGAAGUGAAGUCCAGGUGAAAGUUGUCAAGAACAAGUUGGCCCCUCCUUUCAGAACAGCUUCUUUCGAGCUUGAGUUUGGGAAGGGAAUAUCCCGUACAAUGGAGAUCAUUACUUUGGGACUGAAGCACAAGUUUGUCUCAAAAGCUGGGGCUAUGUACAGUUUAAAUGGGCAGAGCUUCCGAGGGAAGGAAGCUUUCAGGGAUUUCCUCGACAAGAAUGAAGAUGUUCGUGAAGAUCUCAUGUCGAAGCUGAGAGAGAAGCUCCUCCAUGAGCCCGAGAAAGGACCCGAGGCUGAAACAUCAGAUGGAGCUUUGGAAGAAGUGAUCUCUACUGAUGAGGAAGCCCCAGCUGCGGCUGAAGCUUAAUUAUUCGAUGGAUCCUGAAAGAGACUGAUAUGACAUUGUCUCUGGUUGCAAGGAUCCACUGAUAUCGUAUGACCUUCAGGUGGCUCCAGAUGAUCGGACUCAGAUGAUGGGCUUUUAUACCGUGGACAGACCAGAGGAGCUAGGAGCAAGUACUGAAGGACUUGAGGGCAAAUGUAUGCUUCCUUUCUAACCCAUAAAUUUUAAGGUUGCAUAUGAUAGCACUGUGAGUUUUUUUUGUUUUUUUGGGUUUUUUUUUUCGUCUUGUAUAUGUCAAAUAGUGGAAUUGGUCAGAAGUUCUGCCGGGUUGAACAGGUGCAGAUUGGAAAGAUAUUGAUGUCAGAUGUUAAAUUUUCUUGAUCCAUCUAUUUGUACGUGUCUUAUCGAUGAUUAUUUGAUCUC